ACUCAUCCAGGAAAAUAUACGACCACUGUAGUCUUACGCUGCCCCUUCACAAGCUAACGAGAUGCUAGCUGUCAAUAGCCAUUUCCUUGGUUACCAGCGCUCUCUUGUUAGCAUGCUAACUUCCAGGCGGUUAGCUUAUCUAGCUAACAUAACUUACUGCUAGCGAACAGGUUCAGUUGACUGACUGGAAGAACGUCUUUCUUGCCAACACCUGAUGAUUUUGCGCCAGUUCGCCUGUAGAGCCUUUAUAAAUGCUCACCUGCAUACCCACCUGAGACAGCCCCAGUUCAGCCAAACCAUGGCCAGACCCAGUUCAGACUUGGCAGCAUUCAGGAAGAUUUUUUCCAAGGCCAACAAUAUCGCCAUCAUCACUGGAGCAGGGGUCAGUGCUGAAAGUGGAGUACCCACCUUCAGAGGAGCCGGAGGCUACUGGAGAAAAUGGCAAGCGCAGGAACUGGCCACUCCAGAGGCCUUCUCCAGAAAUCCUUCACGUGUGUGGGAGUUUUACCACUACCGCCGUGAGGUUAUGCUAACAAAAAAUCCCAAUCCUGCCCACCUGGCCAUUGCUGAGUGUGAGGAGCGUCUGAGUAAACAGGGGCGUAAGGUUACUGUCAUCACUCAGAACAUUGAUGAGCUCCACCGCAGAGCUGGAUCCAAAAAUGUCCUGGAAAUCCACGGUAGUCUGUUUAAAACACGCUGCAUGAGUUGUGGUCAUGAAGCAGCGAAUUACAAGAGCCCCAUUUGUUCCGCUCUGAAGGGCAAAGGAACUCCAGACCCAAACACACAUGAUGCCCAGAUCCCAGUCCAGGAGCUGCCCAGGUGUGAGCAGACAGGCUGUCAUGGCCUCCUGAGACCAGCUGUGGUUUGGUUUGGAGAGACUCUGGACGCUGACAUCCUCACCAGUGCAGAGACUGUGCUAGACAGCUGUGACCUCUGUCUCGUGGUUGGUACUUCAUCAGUCGUGUAUCCUGCAGCCAUGUUUGCUCCUCAGGUAGCAGCCAGAGGCGUCCCUGUGGCUGAAUUCAACAUGGAAGACACACCGGCCACUAUGCGCUUUAAGUUCCACUUCCAUGGCCCCUGUGGGACCACCUUACCCCCUGCACUGGCACGCCAUGAGGCUGAACUGAAAGAGAUUCAGCUGGACACAGACCAGACUGUUUAACACACUGGAGGACUUUUGCUACAAAUACCACAAAUGCAUCAUAAUGAGUACAUAAUAUGACUGUGGAGAUGAAGUGAAAGGGAACUUGUUUGUUUUAAUCUGUAAUGCAGACAGAACAUGCAAACGGAAGAGUGAAUAUGACUAUAUUAUAAAUAGCUGCCUGAACAUUAGGCACAUUACCGAUUGAGUGGCUUCCAGACUUCAAUCUUUUUUUUUGCAGUAACAGAUCAUGAGAAUUGUAGCAGAUAUUGCUAUGAUGCCAAAUCAGCCAUUCUCUGUUUUGUCACAUGUAAUAUAAUUUAUAGGAGCUGUAAUAGUGAAACUACUGUUUUUUAAAGUGUGACGUUGAACACGACAGUAAUUAUUGAUUAAAUCUUACCACCAACUUCAAUGCUUUUGCAGUGAAGUUGAUGCUUGUCUGACAGUAGGGGGCAGUGUUAAGCUGCUGCUGUGGAGGCUGUUGUCUUCCGGUGUGGGGGGGAAAAAAGAAAGACUGCCUCCUUCCAAAGGAUGUGAGCUCUCCCUGGGAUGUGUGGUGUUUGUGUAUGUCGAUACAAUGUUGCCUGAAUUUAUGGACUGUGGUGAACACUGUUUAUGAUGCCUUCCAGUGGCUGAAAGCAAGCUCUAGUUAAACUGGGGAGAGCAGUGACUGCAUUCCCUCAGCCAGUCGUGAGAACAGGGUUUCCAUGUGUAUCCUUAUGAAUUUGUCACAUGUAUGUUAAUGUUCUGAUGUGAUUAAUAACAGCUUAUGGAUGGAAAAUGAAGUGUGUUAAAAUAAAUGUAAGCUGAAAAGUA
This is a messenger RNA of Acanthochromis polyacanthus (spiny chromis), 1957 nucleotides long. RefSeq names its product NAD-dependent protein deacylase sirtuin-5, mitochondrial. NCBI's taxonomy places the organism in Eukaryota, Metazoa, Chordata, Actinopteri, Pomacentridae. The transcript has 9 exons. The coding region runs from base 215 to 1162 and encodes 315 amino acids. Gene Ontology annotation, molecular function: NAD+ binding; protein-malonyllysine demalonylase activity; protein-succinyllysine desuccinylase activity. The record is from RefSeq and is a predicted model, not a curated record.